GGCAAGCCGGGGGCUCUAGUGAACAGCGCAGCCGGACGGGAUCGCCGGCGGGCGGCGAGCGGAGGCGGCCCGGGCCCGGCGGUCUCCGAGAUGUCACGAUGGCUGUGGCCAUGGUCAAACUGUGUGAAAGAGCGGGUCUGCCGGUACUUGCUGCACCACUACUUGGGUCACUUCUUCCAGGAGCACCUCAGCCUGGAGCAGCUCAGUCUCGAUCUGUACAAGGGCAGCGUUGCCCUGCGGGAUAUUCACCUGGAGAUAUGGUCUGUGAACGAGCUGUUGGAGGCCAUGGAGUCGCCACUGGAGCUGGUGGAAGGCUUCGUGGGUUCCAUCGAGGUGGCUGUGCCCUGGGCUGCUCUGCUCACCGACCACUGCACCGUCAUGGUGUCCAGCCUCCAGCUCACCCUGCAGCCCCGCCGAGGCCCAGGCCCCGGGGCUGCUGACUCCCAGAGCUGGGCAUCGUGCAUGACCACGAGCCUGCAGCUUGCACAGGAGUGCCUGCGGGACGGGCUGCCAGAGCCCUCUGAGCCGCCGCAGCCCCUGGAGGGCCUGGAGAUGUUCGCGCAAACCAUCGAGACCGUGCUGCGGAGAAUCAAGGUGACCUUCCUGGACACUGUUGUGAGAGUGGAGCACUCGACGGGGGACGGACAGCCAGGCGUGGCAGUAGAAGUCCACGUGCAAAGAUUGGAGUACUGUGACGAGGCCGUGCGGGACCCAAACCAGGUGCCCCCCGUGGACGUGCACCAGCCCCCCGCCUUCCUGCACAAGCUGCUGCAGCUGGCGGGCGUCCGCCUGCACUUUGAAGAGCUCUCCCCACAGGAUUCCCAAGAGGAACACCGCGAAGAGCACCGCGAGCCGCCCUUGCAGAUCGGCAGCUGUUCGGGGUACAUGGAGUUGACCGUGAAAUUGAAACAAAAUGAGGCCUUCCCAGGCCCUAAGCUGGAGGUGGCUGGGCAGCUGGGCUCCCUGCACCUGCUCGUGACCCCCCGGCAGCUCCAGCAGCUUCAGGAACUGCUCGGUGCCAUGAGCCUUGCAGAUCCCGAGGGCCUGGCCGACAAGCUGAACAAGAGCCGCCCACUGGGUGCUGAAGACCUGUGGCUGAUCGAGCAGGACCUGAACCAGCAGCUGCAGGCGGGCGCCGUGGCCGAGCCCCUCAGCCCAGACCCCCUUCUCAACCCCUCUGUCAACCUGGACAGCACUGACCUCUUCUUCUCCAUGGCGGGCCUCACGAGCAGUGUGACCUCGGCUGUCUCCGAGCUCUCCCUGUGCGACGUGGACCUGGGCUCCUCCCUGCACAGCGACACGGCUGCCCGCCGGCUUCCUGCCCAGGGCCACCCCAUCGGCAAGACGGCCCCCACACCCCUCCCGGACACCCUGCGCCCUGACUCGCUGCUGAAGAUGACCUUGGGGGGCGUGACCCUGACCUUGCUUCAGACGUCUGCCCCGUCUUCCGGACCACCCGACCUCACCACUCACUUUUUUGCCGAGUUUGACACCACCAAGGACGGGCCCUUCGGCUCCCGCGACUUCUGCCAUCUCCGACCGCGCUUCCAGAGGGCCUGUCCCUGUAGCAACGUCCGGCUCACGGGCACAGCUGUGCAGCUGGCAUGGGAGCUGCGGACAGGCCGGGGCCGGCGCACCACGUGCACGGACGUGCGCUGCGGGCAGCUGGAGGUGCUGGAGUGUCUGUGGCCCCGCGGCGCUUCGGAGCCUGAGUACACGGAGAUCCUGAGCUUCCCCGGCAGCGCGGGCUCCCAGGCCUCGUCUCGGCCCUGCGCCCACCUGCGCCACACUCAGACGCUGCGCCGGGUGCCCAAGAGCCGGCCCCGGCGCACAGCUACUUGCCAUUGCCACUCAGAGCUGGCCUUGGACUUGGCCGACUUCCAGGCGGACGUGGAGCUGGGGGCCCUGGACCGGCUCACUGCCCUGCUGCGCCAGGCCACCGUCCCCCCUCCCGAGCCGCCUGCUGGCCUGAUGACAGAGCCCCCGCCAGCUGCCGAGCAGCAGACAGUGGUGCGGCUCUCGGCACCCCGGGCCAUGCUGCGGCUGCACUUCCCCAUCGCCGACCUCCGACCGGAGCGGGACCCCUGGGGGGGCCGGGCUGUCCGGGCUGAGCAGCUGAGGUUGGAGCUGAGUGAGCCCCAGUUCCGGUCCGAGCUGAGCAGCGGGCCCGGCCCCCCAGCCCCCACCCGCCUGGAGCUCACCUGUGUUGACCUGCAUGGCACCUACGAGGACGGGCAGAAGCCGCCUGUGCCCUGCCUGCGUGUCUCCAAAGCCCUAGAUCCCAGGAGCCCCGGGAGAAAAUACUUCCUGCCUCAGGUAGUGGUGACCCUGAACCCCCAGCUCAGCAGCACUCAGUGGGAGGUGGGCUCGGAGAGGAAGGAGGAGCUGGAGCUGUCGGCCGAGAGCCCGUGCGAGCUGCGGGAGCCGGAGCCCUCGCCCUUCUCCUCCAAGAGGACCAUGUACGAGACUGAGGAGAUGGUGAUCCCUGGGGACCCUGAGGAGAUGAGGAGCUUCCAGAGCCGGGCCCUGGCACUGUCCCGCUGCAGCCUGGAGGUGGUCUUGCCCAGCGCCCACAUCUUCCUGCCCAGCAAGGAGGUCUACGAGAGCAUCUACAACAGGAUCAACAACGACCUGCUCAUGUGGGAGCCCGCGGGCCUGCUACCCCCUGCUGCCCCUGCCCCCGCGCACCCUGGCUUCCGGGGCCCCUCAGGCUUCUGGCACGACCACUUCAAGAUGUGCAAGUCAGCCUUCAAGCUGGACUCGGACUCUGACGAAGAGGAUGCCCAUUUCUUCUCAGUGGGGGCCUCAGCCCCCCAGCCCCCUGCCCACGAGUCCCCGAGCCCUCACUGCCAGAGCACCUUCUCCACGCUGGUGACGGUGGUGAAGGGUCGCGUCACCGCCCUCUGUGAGACCAAGGAUGAGGCUCAGAAGCCGCUGGAGGCCGAGCACGGGGAGCUGGUGCUGGACGUGGAGCAGGGCACCGUCUUCAGCGUCUCCCAGUACCGUGGCCAGCCGGGGCUCGGCUACUUCUGCCUGGAAGCGGAAAAGGCGACACUUUACCACCGAGCGGCCGUGGAUGACUACCAGCUGCCCAGUCGCCUGGAGCUGCCCAGCUUCGCUCCUCCAGCCCGGCUGGCCCCGACCAUCUACCCAUCAGAGGAGGGGGUGAUCGAGCGGGGAGCCUCAGGCCAAAAGGGCCAGGGUCGGGUCUCCAACAUGCUGUCCACUGCUGUGCGCAUCCACCUGGACCCCCAUAAGAAUGUCAAGGAGUUCCUGGUGACGCUGCGGCUGCACAGAGCCACCCUGCGCCACUGCGUGGCCCUGCCGGGGCAGAGCUGGCAUGCCCAGCUCCUGGAGUUUUUAGAUGUGCUGGAUGACCCUGUGCUGGGCUACCUGCCCCCCACGGUCAUCACCGUCCUCCACACGCACCUGUUCUCCUGCGCCGUGGACUACAGGCCACUCUACCUCCCUGUGCGUGUCCUCAUCACCGCCGAGACCUUCACCCUGUCCAGCAACAUCAUCAUGGACACCUCCACCUUCCUGCUCAGGUUCAUCCUGGACGACUCGGCCUUGUACCUGUCGGACAAGUGUGAGGCGGAGACGCUGGACCUGCGGCGAGAUUACGUCUGUGUCUUGGAUGUUGACCUCCUGGAGCUGGUGAUCAAAACCUGGAAGGGAAGCGCUGAGGGCAAGCUGAGCCAGCCGCUGUUUGAGCUGCGCUGCUCCAACAACGUGGUGCACGUGCACAGCUGCGCAGACUCCUGCGCCCUGCUGGUCAACCUGCUGCAGUACGUACUGGGUGCGGGCGACCUGCACCCCCCACCCCGGCCCCCCAGCCCCACGGAGAUCGCCGGCCAGAAGGUACAGCUCUCCGAGAGCCCAGCCUCCCUGCCCUCCUGCCCGCCCGUGGAGACAGCCCUCAUCAACCAGCGGGACCUGGCCGAUGCCCUCCUGGACACAGAGCGGAGCCUGCGGGAGCUGGCCCAGCCUUCAGGUGGCUCCCUCCCUCAGGCCUCGCCCGUUUCCGUCUACCUGUUCCCAGACGAGCGGAGUGGGGCCCAGCCCCCAUCAUCCCCCGAUGGGGCCCCCACUGGCAACUUGGGGUCCUGCUUAGAGACCAAGGAAGAUGAAAAGGAAGAGGAGGGGGAUGGAGACACGCUGGACAGUGACGAGUUCUGCAUCUUGGACGCGCCUGGCCUGGGCAUCCCGCCCCGGGACGGGGAGCCCGUGGUGACGCAGCUGCACCCCGGCCCCAUCAUCGUGCAGGACGGGCACUUCUCCAGGCCCCUGGGCAGCACGGACCUGCUGCGGGCGCCCGCCCACUUCCCGGUGCCCAGCAGUCGGGUGGUGCUGCGGGAGGUGUCCCUCGUCUGGCACCUCUAUGGGGGCCGGGACUUUGGGUCCCACCCUGGGCACAGGGCCAGAGCGGGCCUCCCAGGCCACCAGGGCUCUCCUUCCCGCUCCUCCGGCGGCAAGCGGCCCCAGAACUCCUGGCGAGCACAGGGCGGCAGCGGACGGCAGCACCGAGUCCUCAUGGAGAUCCAGCUGAGCAAGGUGCGCGCGGGGAGGGGGGAUGGGGACACCCCACCCCAGUGCCUGCCAGCCUCCCAGAUGCCAUUAAGUGUGGGCACAAGAGACGCACGUGGGGGGGCAGCUCAGCGCGAGGCGGCAGCGCCAGGCCAGCCCGCGGCUGGGUCCAGCUGCGCCGUCCUCGUGAGAGGCCCUGCGGGCCCAGAGGCCUGGCCGGGGCAGAGUAGAGGCUGCAAGUCGUCCCUGGCUGCUCGGAGGCUGGGAGGCGGCGGCCAGGGUCAGCCCCCAGGGCAGGCGGGGCCGUCCAGUUCUGGAGUCUUCCUGCUGGGAGAAGCGUGGCUCACCAUCAAAGCCCUGCACGUGGCCCCCACCAGCCACCCGGGCGGCCCCGAGUGCUGCCUCCGCGUCUCGCUCAUGCCGCUGCGGCUCAACGUGGACCAGGACGCCCUGCUCUUCCUCAGGGACUUCUUCACCAGCCUGGCCGCCGGCAUCAACCCCAUGGUCCCCGUGGACACCACGGAGGCUCGCCCUGAGCCCCACGUGCAAGAAGGGGAGACUGAGGGCCCAGGGGUGCCCGGCUCCCAGGAGGCCGCGGGCGGCGGCCACGGCUCCCCUGCCGAGCAGCAGCCGAUCUACUUCAGGGAGUUCCGCUUCACGUCCGAGGUGCCCAUCUGGCUGGACUACCACGGCAAGCACGUCACCAUGGACCAGGUGGGCACCUUCGCCGGCCUCCUCAUCGGCCUGGCCCAGCUCAACUGCUCGGAGCUGAAGCUCAAGCGGCUGUGCUGCCGGCAUGGGCUCCUGGGGGUGGACAAGGUGCUGGGCUAUGCCCUCAACGAGUGGCUGCAGGACAUCCGCAAGAACCAGCUGCCCGGCCUGCUGGGGGGCGUGGGGCCCAUGCACUCGGUGGUCCAGCUCUUCCAAGGGUUCCGGGACCUGCUGUGGCUGCCCAUCGAGCAGUACCGGAAGGACGGGCGCCUCAUGCGGGGGCUGCAGCGGGGGGCCGCCUCCUUCGGCUCGUCCACUGCCUCCGCCGCCCUGGAGCUCAGCAACCGGCUGGUGCAGGCCAUCCAGGUGAGGGGCCUCGCUCCUGGCUCUGUCUGCCACCCAGCGUGGCCUUCUGGGUCCAGAGAGGAGACGCCCAGCCGGUUGCUGGUGCCCAACCAGGUCCCCAAACCCGCGUCCCAGGGGCUCCCCUGCGGGAGGGUGUGUGCUGGCAUCCUGGACACGGCUCAGACCAUCUGCGACGUGGCGUCUCGCGGCCACGAGCAGAAGGGACUGACGGGCGCCGUGGGAGGCGUGAUCCGCCAGCUGCCCCCGACGGUGGUGAAGCCCCUCAUCCUCGCCACGGAGGCCACGUCCAGCCUGCUGGGCGGGAUGCGGAACCAGAUCCUGCCCGACGCGCACAAGGAGCACGCGCUCAAGUGGCGCUCGGACGAGCCGCAGGACUGAGCCCGGGACUGAGCCGCGGCCGCCGCCGCCGCCGCCGCCUCCUUUGCCUCUGCCUCCGCCUGGGGGGCUGCGGCGGCUCCCCUGCCUGGCCAGCCCGGUGCCGAUGGGCCGUGGCCUCCCCGCCUGGGCCUCGCACGACUCUGCACUUUUCCUCUGGGAGAAAGGACGCGCCGGUGCCCCGCGCACUGCUGCCUUGUCGGACAGAGGCGCUCGGACCCUCGGGCCAGGCCCCGCGGCCGGUCUUCCGGUGUCUCGGGAGGGUGCGGAGCGGCGCCCAGCGGCUGUGUAUCGUUUUUAAGCUCCUGAGCGUGUGGGUCAGUGUCUGCAUGACGUGGAAUAAACUGCCCA
Messenger RNA from Condylura cristata (star-nosed mole), 6330 nucleotides. It is a transcript of the gene ATG2A, whose product is annotated as autophagy related 2A. Gene Ontology annotation, molecular function: phosphatidylinositol-3-phosphate binding. Gene Ontology annotation, cellular component: phagophore assembly site; extrinsic component of membrane. Gene Ontology annotation, biological process: autophagy of mitochondrion; reticulophagy; autophagosome assembly. Bases 91 to 5982 code for a protein of 1963 amino acids. The record is from RefSeq and is a predicted model, not a curated record. Lineage: Eukaryota; Metazoa; Chordata; Mammalia; Eulipotyphla; Talpidae. The transcript is spliced from 39 exons.